CGCGGGUGAGGCGGCGCGGCGCGCGCCCUCCCCUAUGGGCCACCUGCUGUCGAGGCCGCCCCGCCGCCGCCUGACCCGCCGGGCGCCGCCGCGCGGCCGCUUCCUGCGCGGGCCCUGCGCGCUCUGCUUACUGGCGCGCGCCGCGGAGCCGCCCCCGCCGCCGCUCCGCCGCCCGCAGCGCCUCCCGCCGCGCGCCUCCCCCGACAUGGUGUGCAAGCGCAAGGGCGUUGGGCUGCCGGCCUGCCCGCCCUGCAAGCAGCCGCGCUGCGCCGCCGAGGAGAGCGGGGCCGCCCCCGCCGCCGCCUGCCAGUGCCCCCAGCAGCCCGCCUCGCCGACCCCCGCCGCCAGGCACGACGCGGAGCAGGGCGGCGAGGCGGGCGGCGAGGAGCGGCCCGGGGAGGGCUGCCGGGACGCGGCCCCCGACAUCAACCAGCUGCCGCCCUCCAUCCUGCUCAAGAUAUUCUCAAAUCUGUCCCUGAAUGAGCGUUGCCUUUCUGCAUCACUAGUCUGUAAAUACUGGCGUGACCUCUGUUUGGAUUUUCAGUUUUGGAAGCAACUGGACCUCAGUAGUCGUCAGCAGGUCACUGAUGAGCUGUUGGAAAGGAUUGCAUCAAGAAGCCAGAAUAUUACUGAGAUCAAUAUUUCUGAUUGCCGCAAUGUAUCUGACAUGGGAGUAUGCAUAUUAGCAAUUAAAUGUCCUGGACUCCUAAGGUAUACUGCCUACAGGUGUAAACAGCUUUCUGACACCUCUAUUAUUGCAGUUGCCUCUCAAUGUCCUCUUCUUCAGAAAGUGCAUGUAGGCAAUCAAGACAGACUCACUGAUGAAGGUUUAAAGCAGCUGGGUUCAAAAUGCAGAGAACUGAAAGACAUACAUUUUGGGCAGUGUUACAAGAUCUCGGAUGAAGGAAUGAUCAUUAUAGCUAAAGGCUGCCUGAAGCUGCAAAGAAUAUACAUGCAAGAGAACAAAUUAGUGACGGAUCAGUCAGUGAAAGCUUUUGCUGAACAUUGUCCUGAGCUGCAGUAUGUUGGUUUUAUGGGCUGCUCUGUUACAUCAAAAGGAGUCAUUCACCUCACCAAUCUAAGAAAUCUUUCCAACUUGGAUCUACGCCAUAUCACAGAACUGGACAAUGAAACCGUGAUGGAAAUAGUAAAGAGAUGCAAAAACCUUAAUUCCCUCAAUCUGUGUCUGAACUGGAUCAUUAAUGACAGAUGUGUGGAGGUGAUUGCCAAAGAAGGCCGGGCCCUGAAGGAGCUGUAUUUAGUAUCCUGUAAGAUCACUGACUAUGCUUUAAUAGCCAUUGGACGAUACAGUAUGACAAUAGAGACAGUGGAUGUUGGAUGGUGCAAAGAAAUCACAGACCACGGAGCCACCCAAAUUGCACAAAGCAGCAAGUCUCUCAGAUAUUUAGGGCUGAUGAGAUGUGAUCAGGUGAAUGAAGCCACAGUGGAGCAGCUAGUGCAGCAGUAUCCACAUAUAACCUUCAGUACUGUACUACAGGAUUGCAAGAGGACAUUGGAACGGGCUUAUCAAAUGGGCUGGACACCCAAUAUGUCUACUGCCUCUUAAGCUCCUAUACCAACAUGACAGUUCAUGCUGCAUUCAGUAGAUAUAAUGGGGAUUGCAGAGGGUUCACAACCUUUCAUACGAUGCAAUAUAAUUGUGAGUUUACAGAGGUUACUGUAAAAUGGCAAAAUCUGUACACUGACUAAUGUACUGUACAACUAUGUACUAAUAUUGAAGCAAAUCUUUAAAAAUACAUCGUAUUUUUGUUUGCAUAAAAGAUAUGAAAGUCUUUGACUGAUUUCUUUAAGCGUAUUCCUACUAGUUCUUGGGAUAGUUUGAGUUAUAGGAAAUGUUCAGCUUGUUUUCCUCUAUUUACUUUACUUUGCCGUGGUCAAAUAUGUUUCCUUCCAUUUCUAUAUGGUAACUCAGUGCUAGCACCAGUGCAGUUGAUCAACUAUGACUAUGUUGUUAUGUUGCUGAAUUGGGAAAUUCAGAUGAAUGGGUAUAAGCCAAUAACAGGAUUCCUCUCGUUUCCUGUGUGCUUGUUAUUUUACAACAGAACUUAUAAUGCAAGGAAUGCUUA
Molecule: messenger RNA, 2087 nt
Organism: Cuculus canorus (common cuckoo)
Lineage: Eukaryota; Metazoa; Chordata; Aves; Cuculiformes; Cuculidae
Gene: FBXL17
Product: F-box and leucine rich repeat protein 17
Exons: 9
Coding region: 35-1567 (510 amino acids)
Biological process (GO): SCF-dependent proteasomal ubiquitin-dependent protein catabolic process
Cellular component (GO): SCF ubiquitin ligase complex
Molecular function (GO): protein binding
Source: RefSeq, a predicted model, not a curated record